ACUAACAAAAUGGCAACAUACGGCGACGAGCCAGUCGACAGCUAUUUCUACCCAUCUUACAACCACAACCCUUAUGUGGGCCGUUACCGGCCCAAGGAGGCUCCGUGGAGGUACAAAAGUAGUUACCUGUCCCACUAUGGCAACGCCUCCGAGGCAUUCAACAACCAGCAGCGGGCCCAGCUCAAGUCCAUCCUGUCUCAGAUCAAUCCCAAGCUCACGCCGAGACUCCGCAAGGCAAACACCAAGGACGUGGCCGUGCAGGUCAACCCCAAACGGGACGCCACUGUGCAGUGCUCGCUCGGACCGCGAACCCUCGUCGCCAUGAAGCGAGACUUCCGGCGCAAAAAGUCCUCAGAGAGUUCUGUGACGUCCGGUGAAAAUGGAAGUCCCAAGGCUGUGGUGCGGUACCCGCGGACGCUGGCUCUCUACUCCCCCGUCGCUUACCGAAACAUUACCUGCUUCGUGGCGGGAGACAAGGAUUCGCCGCCCGGGGAGCCUGCUGCCGCUAAGGCGGGUGACGAGGAAGCGGACGAGGAUGAGGACGAGCCCGCGAAGAAGAAAAACGAGGAAGAGAAGAAAGUGGAAGGCGGGAAGGAGAAACGGUCCGAGCCGCUCAAGUCAGAAGAGCUGCAGAAAAGCGAAGACAUCGGGGCCGCCGUAGACGACGUGUCGAAGGGGAAAGCCAGAGUUCGCUUUCAGUUUCUAGAGCAGAAGUACGGCUAUUAUCACUGCCGAGGGUGUAACUUAAGAUGGGAAAGCGCCUACGUGUGGUGCGUUCAGGGAACCAACAAGGUUUACUUCAAACAAUACUGCAGGAAAUGCCAAAAGGAGUUUAACCCGUACCGUGUGGAGGACAUCACAUGUCACACUUGCAACAAAGCCCGCUGCUGCUGUGCCUUAACACAACGCCACGUGGACCCCAAGCGUCCGCACAGGCAGGACUUGUGCGGCCGCUGCAAAGGCAAGCGACUUUCAUGUGACAGCACCUUCAGCUUCAAGUACAUCAUCUGAUCACAACAGCAAGCGGAUUCUGUAAUUGGUUCGGUACUUUGGUGCAUGUUUUGUUGCAGCGAUUGCGUCGCCACACACAUUCACUAUUAAAAUGUCUAUCUUGCA
Hippocampus zosterae (dwarf seahorse) is the source of this 1116-nucleotide messenger RNA. It is a transcript of the gene zar1, whose product is annotated as zygote arrest 1. The record is from RefSeq and is a predicted model, not a curated record. Gene Ontology annotation, biological process: translation. Gene Ontology annotation, molecular function: mRNA base-pairing post-transcriptional repressor activity. The transcript is spliced from 4 exons. Lineage: Eukaryota; Metazoa; Chordata; Actinopteri; Syngnathiformes; Syngnathidae. Bases 10 to 1011 code for a protein of 333 amino acids. Gene Ontology annotation, cellular component: cytoplasm.